This is a messenger RNA of Plectropomus leopardus (leopard coralgrouper), 2174 nucleotides long. It is a transcript of the gene actl6a, whose product is annotated as actin like 6A. NCBI's taxonomy places the organism in Eukaryota, Metazoa, Chordata, Actinopteri, Perciformes, Serranidae. The record is from RefSeq and is a predicted model, not a curated record.
CUCUGAUUGGACAGCCGCGCUGACGCAGUGUGGCGCCUGCUUUGUUAGAUUGAUCCAUGCUAGCAAAUUUCCUUUGUUGUGAUUAACCGUUAGCGGUUGUGAUUCUGCUUUAAUAACAUAUAUCAAGAAAGUUGCUGAAAAGAUAAUAUAGAGAAUGAGCGGCGGAGUUUAUGGAGGCGAUGAGGUGGGAGCUUUGGUGUUCGACAUUGGCUCAUACACUGUGAGAGCCGGCUACGCAGGAGAAGACUGUCCCAAGGCAGACUUCCCCACGGUCAUAGGUGUGACCCUUGACCGAGAGGAUGGCAGCACGCCAAUGGAGACUGAUGGUGACAAGAACAAGCAGAGUGGUACCACCUACUAUAUUGAUACCAACCAGCUGAGGGUACCCAGGGAGAGCAUGGAGGUCAUGUCUCCGCUGAAGAAUGGCAUGAUUGAGGACUGGGACAGUUUCCAGGCCAUUCUGGAUCACACCUAUAAGAUGCACUUCAAGUCUGAACCCAGCCUGCAUCCAGUGCUCAUGUCAGAAGCAUCGUGGAACACGCGAGCGAAACGAGAGAAACUAACAGAACUGAUGUUUGAACAUUACAACAUUCCUGCCUUCUUCCUCUGCAAAUCAGCUGUGCUUUCUGCCUUUGCCAAUGGGCGGUCGACAGGCUUGGUCCUCGACAGCGGAGCCACACACACCACAGCAAUUCCAGUGCACGAUGGCUACGUCCUGCAGCAAGGCAUUGUCAAGUCGCCCCUGGCUGGAGACUUCAUGAGCAUGCAGUGCAGGGAGCUUUUUCAAGAGUUGAAUGUUGAAAUAAUCCCCCCUUAUAUGAUUGCAUCAAAGGAUGGCGUGCGGGAGGGAUCACCGGCUAGUUGGAAGAAAAAGGAGAAACUACCUCAAGUCACCCGCUCCUGGCACAACUACAUGUGUAACUGCGUGAUCCAGGACUUCCAGGCAUCUGUGCUGCAGGUUUCAGACUCCCCGUAUGAUGAACAGGUUGCUGCACAGAUGCCCACAGUACACUAUGAGCUGCCCAACGGCUACAACUGUGACUUUGGAGCUGAGAGGCUGAAGAUCCCAGAGGGGCUGUUUGACCCCUCGAAUGCCAAGGGCCUGUCUGGAAACACCAUGUUGGGAGUUGGCCAUGUGGUGACAACCAGCGUGGGAAUGUGCGACAUCGACAUCCGGCCGGGUCUCUACGGCAGUGUGGUGGUGACCGGAGGAAACACGCUCAUUCAGGGCUUCACAGACCGACUGAACAGAGAACUCUCCCAGAAAACCCCUCCAAGUAUGAGGCUGAAGCUGAUAGCCAACAACACUACGGUGGAGCGCCGCUUCAGUGCCUGGAUAGGAGGCUCCAUCCUGGCAUCACUCGGAACUUUCCAGCAAAUGUGGAUCUCCAAACAGGAGUACGAAGAGGGCGGAAAGCAGUGUGUGGACAGGAAGUGCCCUUGAUUUGACGCCCUCUCCAUCACUGCCUCCGCCACAAGCUCAACGUCAUGAUUCGUUCACCUCUGACCCUGGACUCAGGAACACCCACUGAUGGUUGCGCUUGUUUUGUAUGAUUUGUUUUUUAAAAAUAUUUGAGUUUGUCGAUAUCUCGCCUGUCUGGAAUUUAUUGUGAAAAUCAGACAAACAUCUACAAAGUAAGCUUUUCACUAUGAUGAAAUCGGGUUCCUUUGUUUGUGUCUUUACACUCAGUCUGUUGCCUUAUCUUUAAAUUGUUGGUGUUUUGUGGAAACCUUGCAUCUUCAAAAAGAAAAAUUAGGGGUAUGAAGAACGGCUUGAUCUUGCCAUCGUUCACGCCUGGUUUCCCACUUUAGACACCGUCUGUCAUGAUGGAAGGGCCAUUAAAUAUCAGCGUGCAGGCUCAAAAUCAGCUUUUUGAUAGCAAUGUGAAAAACCUCGAGAUAAACACAAAAUUUGCUCUGCAAGGCUUCUGCAGAAUACCGACAAGGUAAAAUUUAGGUGAUGUGCAUGUGGAGGAACAACCUUACACUUUGGGGCAAAUGUAAUUUGUUCAUAAGCCUUUUUUAGUGUAGUGAGUAAACUCAUCAUAGGCAAAGGCCAGUCAGUUCUCGCCUCUACUUAUCAGUCGCAUUGCAAAUAAAUCUGUAUUUAAUUUUCACUUUGCUUGUCAUUGGCUACAUGUGGUCUUUUAAAAAUAAAGUCAGUUUUUGUUAAA